AUGAAGGAAAAGUCCAAGAAUGCUGCGAAGACUAGAAGGGAAAAAGAAAAUGGAGAAUUCUACGAACUGGCCAAGUUGCUGCCUCUGCCUUCAGCUAUCACCUCCCAGCUGGACAAGGCCUCCAUCAUCCGCCUCACCACCAGCUACCUGAAAAUGCGAGCUGUCUUCCCAGAAGGUUUGGGCGACGCCUGGGGCCAGCCGAGCAGAAUAGGGCCCUUGGAUAAUGUGGCUAAAGAGCUGGGAUCUCAUUUGCUUCAGACAUUGGAUGGAUUUGUUUUUGUGGUAGCAUCUGAUGGCAAAAUAAUGUAUAUCUCUGAAACUGCAUCUGUUCAUCUCGGUUUAUCCCAGGUGGAGCUUACUGGCAAUAGCAUUUAUGAGUAUAUACAUCCUUCUGACCAUGAUGAGAUGACAGCAGUGCUUACAGCACACCAGCCUCUUCAUCCUCACCUCUUACAAGAGUACGAAAUAGAGAGAUCAUUUUUUCUCCGGAUGAAGUGUGUCUUGGCCAAGAGGAAUGCAGGCUUGACAUGUAGCGGCUACAAGGUGAUCCACUGCAGUGGCUAUUUGAAGAUACGUCAGUAUAUGCUGGACAUGUCCUUGUAUGAUUCCUGUUACCAAAUUGUAGGACUGGUGGCUGUGGGUCAAUCUUUACCUCCCAGUGCAAUCACUGAGAUCAAGCUUCACAGUAACAUGUUCAUGUUCAGAGCAAGUCUGGACUUAAAACUUAUAUUCCUAGAUUCCAGGGUGACUGAUUUAACUGGAUACGAGCCCCAAGACUUGAUAGAGAAGACCCUCUACCACCAUGUCCAUGGCUGCGAUGUCUUCCAUUUACGAUAUGCUCACCAUCUCUUGUUGGUGAAAGGCCAAGUCACAACCAAGUACUAUCGACUACUGUCCAAGCAUGGAGGCUGGGUUUGGGUACAGAGCUAUGCUACCAUCGUGCAUAACAGCCGUUCAUCUCGGCCUCACUGCAUAGUGAGUGUCAAUUAUGUCCUUACAGAUAUUGAGUACAAGGAACUUCAAUUAUCACUGGACCAGGUUACCAUUUCUAAGUCACAGUUUUCAUGCAGAAACUCAAUGUCUACCUCACAAGAAACAAGGAGAGUAGCAAAACCCAAAAGUAAUAAAAUGAAGGCAAAACUCAGAAUGACUCCUUACCCGCAACAGCAAUACAGCUCAUUCCAAACAGACAAACUGGAAUGUGGCCAGGUUGGAAGCUGGAGAUCCAGCCCUACAGUGAAUGCUGGCACCAUCCAAGAACAGAACUUCCAUUCAGAAAACAGUGAACUUUUAUAUGCCCCCUCAUAUAGUUUGCCUUUCUCUUACCAUUAUGGACACUUCCCUGUAGAUUCUCAUGUCUUCAGUAGCAAAAAACAAAUGCUGACUUCUAAAUUUGGGCAGUCUCAAGGAUCACCUUGUGAAGUGGCUCGUUUUUUCUUGAGUACGUUGCAGACAAGUGGAGAGCGCCAAUGGCAUUAUGCCAACUCUUUAGUACCUACCAGCCAGUCGCCGUCUAAAAAUCUUCCCGAUCAACCAAUAAAUAUUGCAUGUCAUAAUCUUGCACAGAGUUAUGAAGUGCCCAUAUCAAACAGAAGAUACAGCCAAGAUGCUACAUCUGACAGUUUUACAAGUUGUGCAACAUCCAUGCCAAACAGCAGAUACAAAGAAGAGAUUUACAACUCCAGCAUCAUGAAACCCAACAAAAUGGAAAGCAGGAUACAUCCAUCUCAUCAUCUCAUUAAAGAAGAAAACAAGUUAGCUUUCAGCAGAGACCUACAAGAAAAAGUGUGUGUUAAUGAAAAGUCUUUUUCAAACUCCAUAGCUAAUUCCUUGUUGCCAAAAUCAGAAUGUUUUCAGGCUAAAGCUAUUGGACAAUUAAGUCAUCUCCUGCCAGUGCCAACAGUAUAUGAACAAACAAGGAGAAUAUGUAUGAAAGAACCAAAAUAUGGGCAUAUUAGCCAUCAUGCUAUGAACCUGGAUGAACUAGACAACGAUGACAGAAUGACAGUAAAGCUUGACCAUGACUCUGAAAAUGAACACAUGAUGGAUACAAGAACUACUGGACAAGUCCCAUUUGUAUUUCUGAACUAUCACCAUGUUUUAGCCAAACACGGUACAUUUCAAACCUCAUCAUGUACAGCGACUGGACACGUAGCAGAAAAUUAUGGAUACACUUCUGAAGAGGUAAAUACAUUUAUUUAUAAAAACCAAAGUCCAUCAUCAGCGUCUUCUCCAGAAACCCACAAGGAGACUGCACUACCCCAUUAUAUUGGAACUUCUGUAAUAAUAGCCAAUGGGAGGUGA
Molecule: messenger RNA, 2304 nt
Organism: Emys orbicularis (European pond turtle)
Lineage: Eukaryota; Metazoa; Chordata; Testudines; Emydidae
Gene: SIM2
Product: SIM bHLH transcription factor 2
Exons: 11
Coding region: 1-2304 (767 amino acids)
Biological process (GO): regulation of transcription by RNA polymerase II
Molecular function (GO): RNA polymerase II transcription regulatory region sequence-specific DNA binding; DNA-binding transcription factor activity, RNA polymerase II-specific; protein dimerization activity
Source: RefSeq, a predicted model, not a curated record